AUGCUUUCAAGUUCAACAUUGGCAUAUAGAAUUUUACCAUAUGCAUCUCCGUAUCAUUCUGAAUCAUAUCAAGAUAUUGCUCCAUUAACAAAAGUGAUGAUAGCUAUUCCAAAUGAAGUUGAUGCUGUGUGGCCACAAUAUGCUUUCCAACCAAUAAAUCAAAUCGCUGAUGAAAGAAUACGUCGUGGUUGGGGUAAUGGUCGACGACGACGUCGGUCUGUUAUUGAUCGAGAUUGA
Molecule: messenger RNA, 237 nt
Organism: Adineta steineri
Lineage: Eukaryota; Metazoa; Rotifera; Eurotatoria; Adinetida; Adinetidae
Source: the annotation of a GenBank genome assembly